Teleopsis dalmanni is the source of this 4325-nucleotide messenger RNA. RefSeq names its product neuropathy target esterase sws (gene sws). Bases 251 to 4219 code for a protein of 1322 amino acids. The record is from RefSeq and is a predicted model, not a curated record. Gene Ontology annotation, molecular function: phosphatidylcholine lysophospholipase A1 activity. Gene Ontology annotation, cellular component: endoplasmic reticulum. The transcript has 12 exons. Lineage: Eukaryota; Metazoa; Arthropoda; Insecta; Diptera; Diopsidae. Gene Ontology annotation, biological process: phosphatidylcholine metabolic process.
UAAAUUGUUUAAAUUUCAUGCAAUAAGUGCGCUUUUCAUAUAAAAUACUAAUUAAAUUAUGUGCAUAACGCACAUACUUUAUAUGAAGUUAGAACAAAUUUUUUAGUUAUUUGGUUUUAUAUCGCGCUCUGCCAGCGUCGACGUUUGCGCUGAUAUACGCUUCCGUGUUCAAAUAAAAAAAAUAAUUCUUUAUGUGCAUAUUAAAAAUUAAAUCAAACAAACAGAUUUUUUUAGUAAUUGAAAUCUAAAAAUGGAUUAUUUGGAUAUAAUUAGAACUAAUCAACAGUUCGAAAAAUUUCUAAUAUACCUCAACGAAAAGUCAUACGUUUUUAUAACGUGUUCUUUAUUUGCAUUAUUUGUGAUUACUACUUUAAUAAUAUGCAAAUUAUGGGCUCACCGAAAGAAACAAGAGCUAUUAUUCUUACAGCAAAAAGCCGUCCACGAAAUGCAGGCAUACGACACAAAUUCAAGUGAUAUGCGUUUGCGUUUUCGCAAACGUGACAAAAUGCUUUUCUAUGGUCGUCGUAUGUUACGCAAAGUGAAAAAUGUUUCCGGACAAGUUUACGGUGGACAAGGACGUAAACGGAGAGCAGUAAUGCGUUUUGCUAAACGAAUUUUACAGCUACGACGUGAUCAGACUGAUCCACUUCAUUUGAAGACUGUUGAACCUCCAGUCGAAUAUUUGGAAGAAACAAUGGAAGGUAGUGAUCGAGUACCACCAGAUGCACUUUAUAUGCUACAGAGCAUACGUAUUUUUGGACACUUUGAAAAGCCUAUUUUUCUCAAACUGUGCAAACAUACCGAAGUUUUAACGCUUGAUCCGGGAGACUAUCUAUUCAAAAUAACCGAUGCAGAUGAUAGUGUUUUUAUAGUACAAUCUGGCUUGAUUCAUGUAUAUAUAUCAAAUGCUGACGGUAGCACACUAUCACUGAAAACGGUCAAAAAAGGUGAAUCUGUAACAUCAUUACUUAGUUUUAUAGAUGUACUUUCUGGUAAUCCCAGUUAUUAUAAAACUGUUACUGCGAAAGCAGAGGAGAAGUCUUACGUUAUUAGAUUACCUAUGCAGGCCUUCAAGGAAGUAUUUGAUGAAAAUCCUGAUAUUAUGAUACGCGUCAUACAAGCUAUUAUGAUACGACUGCAGCGCGUACUUUUUACUGCUCUACGGAGUUAUUUAGGUUUAAAUUCUGAAUUAAUGCAAAAUCAUAUGCGACACAAAAAGCAACAAUCUUUUUCCUAUGCAUCCAAAACGUCACCAUCCCAUCGUCGUUCGCAACCUGAAAAUAUACAACAUACCUUAUCAGAUAUGGGGCCUCCACCAGAUAUGAUAGCUGAUAUUUCAAAUGAAUUUCAGCAUUAUAGUGUAAAUACACAAGGUUCACAAUCACUAAAUAGUAAUAAGCCUAACAAAAAUUUUGCUCAAUCUCAUAUUGAGCCACAAGUUGGAGUAGCUACAAUUGAUUCCAAUUUGGUACAUGCCUCAGCUGUUGACAGUUUAUUGUGGGAAUUAGGUUUAAAAGACGAAGAUCGUCAUUUUUUAGACCCAUUUGUAGAAGAGCGUGAAGUUGAAGCUGGUGUUACACUGAUUACUGAAGGCAACUCUGAAGAUGUUUGUGUCUGGUUUGUUAUGACUGGUGGCUUAGCCGUUUAUCAAAGUGUUGCUGAUAAUAAACGUAAUAUUCAAACAGAUAAAACUGAAGCUUAUAUACAUAGUGUACAUCCUGGAGAAAUCAUGGGUGGUCUAGCAGUACUAACUGGUGAAGCAAGCCCUUACACAAUAAAAUCAAAAGUUUAUAGCAGAAUUGCUUUUAUAAGGAGACCAUCAAUUUACUUAAUUAUGCGUGAACGUCCCAAUAUUGUGCUUGAUUUGGGUAGCGGUGUUGUGCGCCGUCUUUCGCCAUUAGUUCGUCAAUGUGAUUAUGCUUUAGAUUGGACAUUUCUAGAAUCUGGUCGUGCUGUUUACCGACAGGAUGAGGUUAGCGACAGCACAUAUAUUGUACUAAGUGGACGCUUACGUUCUGUUGCAACGCAUACAAAUGGUAAAAAGGAAAUUGUAGGUGAAUAUGGUAAAGGUGAUCUUGUGGGCAUAAUCGAAAUGAUAACUGAAACCUGUCGCACAACAACUGUAAUGGCUGUACGAGAUUCUGAAUUAGCAAAAUUGCCUGAAGGACUAUUCAAUGCGAUAAAAUUACGAUAUCCAAUUGUGGUCACAAGACUUAUUAGUUUACUUAGUCACAGAAUCUUGGGUACAAUGCAAACAAGACAUGGCUCAAAUUCAGCAACGCUUGAAGCAAAUCCUGUAACACAUAAAUAUUCAACAGUUGCAUUGGUGCCAGUAAGUGAUGAUGUACCACUGACUGCAUUUACUUAUGAAUUAUUUCAUUCCCUUUGUGCUAUUGGUCCGACUCUACGUCUUACAUCAGAAGUUGUGCGUAAACAGUUAGGUUUAAAUAUAUUUGAAUCGAACAAUGAAUACCGUUUGACUUCAUGGUUGGCACAACAAGAAGAUGCAAAUAUAAUAACACUCUACCAGUGUGAUUCAUCAUUAAGUGCUUGGACGCAACGUUGCAUGCGUCAAGCUGAUGUGAUAUUAAUUGUUGGUCUUGGCGAUCGUACACCUGCAGUUGGUAAAUUUGAACGUGAAAUUGAUCGACUGGCUAUGCGUACACAAAAAGAAUUAAUACUACUUUACAAUGAAACCAAUUUAAAACCUAAUAACACUUUACAAUGGCUUAAUGUACGGCCAUGGGUAACCAAACAUCAUCAUGUACAAUGUCCUAAACGUAUGUUUACACGUAAAAGUCAAUAUCGCAUUAACGAUCUAUAUAGUCGUGUACUUAUGUCAGAACCUAAUAUGCAUUCUGAUUUUUCACGACUUGCACGCUGGUUAACAGGCAAUUCAAUCGGUUUAGUGCUUGGCGGCGGUGGUGCACGUGGUGCUGCACAUAUUGGCAUGUUGAAAGCUAUACAAGAAGCUGGUAUACCAAUAGAUAUGGUUGGUGGUGUUAGUAUUGGUGCUUUAAUGGGUGCAAUUUGGUGUUCAGAACGUAACAUUACAACAACAACACAAAAGGCAAGAGAGUGGUCAAAGAAAAUGACUAAGUGGUUUUUACAACUUUUGGAUCUCACAUAUCCAAUUACAUCAAUGUUUUCUGGUCGUGAAUUUAAUAAGACUAUACGUGAAACUCUUGGUGAAGUUAGUAUAGAAGACCUAUGGAUACCAUACUUCACAUUGACAACUGAUAUAACAGCCAGUUGUCAUCGUGUUCAUACCAAUGGCCAUUUGUGGCGUUAUGUUCGUGCGAGCAUGUCAAUAGCUGGUGUUUUUCCACCACUUUGUGACUAUACUGAUGGCCAUUUGUUAAUCGACGGUUGCUAUACAAACAAUGUACCAGCGGAUGUAAUGCAUAAUCUAGGUGCUGCUCACAUAAUAGCAAUAGAUGUAGGUUCCCAAGACGAAACCGAUCUAACUAAUUACGGGGAUGAUUUAUCGGGUUGGUGGUUGUUAUACAAAAAAUGGAAUCCUUUCACAACACCUGUUAAAGUACCUGAUUUACCUGAUAUUCAAUCACGUUUAGCAUAUGUAUCGUGUGUACGACAAUUGGAGGAAGUAAAAAGUUCGGAAUAUUGCGAAUAUAUACGCCCACCAAUCGAUAAAUAUAAGACAUUAGCUUUUGGCAGUUUCGACGAGAUACGUGAUGUUGGUUACGUGCAUGGGAAAAAUUAUUUUGAGAUUAUGGAAAAAGCCGGACGCUUAGGUCGUUUUAAUCAAUGGUUUAGCAAAGAACCACCUAAAAAGCACUAUCAUUCCUCGCUUAGUGAAUACUCAUUUAUUGAUUUAGCGCAAAUUGUUUGUAAAUUGCCAGAAACUUAUGUAGAUAGAAGCCAUCAGAAUCCAUAUAUGUUUAGUGAAGAUGAAGACUUCGAUGGUUAUAUAUCUGAGCCCUCAACAUACAAGAGAAGUUCACAUCAGUAUAAAAUGAAACGCACUGGCACUUCACUAUCAUUAUCAGAAAAUGAAAUGGAUUCAGAUAUUGAAGUGGAUUUGUCAUUACCACUUAAAACACUUCCACAUAAGUCACGUAGUACACCACCUACUCCAUCAGAAUCACGUUUAUCGGAAAUUGUCGAUAAUAUUGAUGGCGGCGAUGCUGAUCGAACUAUUCCAAGUAAAACUGAACUGACUCCUGACACCGAAAAAGACUUGCCAAUUUCAGCAUAAGAAACAUUAUUCUUUCUACAUUAUUGGACUAUUGUAUAAAAUAUAUUACAACAAUAAUUAUUGUUAAGUUUUGUUAGCCAAAAAACGUUUUUUAAAGAAAUUUUAA